CAGAAUAUCCCGAUUCCAUUUCCCUCUCUCUCUCUCUCUCUCUCUCUCUCUCUCUCUCUCUCUCUCUCUCUCUCAGAUCGAACGCCGGUGACGGAAAACUUCAGCGGAACUAACUCUCGCACGGUGAUCGCCGGUUAUAUAUAUUUCCUUUGAUAAGGAGUAUCUAUCUUUUGUUGAAGUAAUGGGGUCAAAAUCAUUCGGAAACCUCUUAGACUUGGCCUCUGGGGAUUUUCUUGACAUUCCUCACACUCCCAGACCUCUUCCAAGAGUUAUGACAGUUCCUGGCAUCAUCUCUGAUGGAUGUGAUUCAGAUGCCAUCUCAUUAUUGCCUUGCCGCGACCGCAAAAUCAUCGUGGCCAACUUCCUUCCUUUAAAUUGUAAAAAGGAUUCAGAAACUGGGCGGUGGACAUUCACCCUUGACAAUGAUUCUCCCCUGUUACAUCUCAAGGAUGGAUUCUCUCCAGAGACCGAAGUCAUUUACGUUGGAUCACUCAAAACAGAUGUUGACCUCAUCGAGCAAGACGAGGUUUCUCAAACGCUUCUCGAGGAGUUCAGUUGCGUACCCACUUUCCUCCCACAAGACGUGCACAGAAAAUUCUACCUCGGCUUUUGUAAACAGCAGCUAUGGCCACUCUUCCACUACAUGUUACCCAUGUGCCCUGACCACGGCGAACGCUUUGACCGUGGUCUCUGGCAAGCAUACGUUUCCGCCAACAAAAUAUUCGCGGACAAGGUGAUGGGUGCGAUUAACCUCGAGGAAGAUUCCAUCUGGAUUCACGACUAUCAUUUAAUGCUUCUCCCAACGUUCCUGAGACGGCGUUUCCACAGGGUGAAGCUUGGUUUCUUCCUCCACAGCCCGUUCCCUUCUUCCGAGAUUUACCGAACCUUGCCUGUUCGAGAGGAGCUGCUAAGGGGCCUCCUCAACUGUGAUUUGAUCGGCUUCCACACCUUUGAUUACGCGCGGCAUUUCUUGUCGUGCUGCUGUAGAAUGCUUGGGUUGGAGUACGAAUCCAAGAGAGGACAUAUCGCUCUCGACUACUUGGGCCGUACGGUUUUCAUCAAGAUUCUUCCUAUUGGUAUUCAAAUGGGGAGGCUCGAAUCCGUUCUGAAUCUUCCCGCUACCGCUGAGAAACUUAAAGAGAUCCAAGAGAAGUACCAGGGUAAGAAGGUGAUACUCGGUGUUGAUGACAUGGAUAUAUUCAAAGGUCUGAGUUUAAAGAUUUUAGCCUUCGAACACCUCUUACAGGAGUAUCCCACCAUGCUAGGGAAGAUAGUUCUGAUUCAGAUCGUGAACCCGGCGAGAGGAUCAGGUAAAGACGUUCAAGAAGCCAAGAAAGAGACGUAUUACACUGUUGAUAGAAUCAACGAGCGUUACGGUUCCCCUGGUUACGAGCCGGUGGUUCUGAUUGAUCGUCCUGUUCCUCGGUUCGAGAAGUCUGCCUAUUACGCCUUGGCGGAAUGCUGCGUAGUCAAUGCGGUGAGAGAUGGGAUGAACUUGGUUCCGUACAAGUACACUGUUUGUCGUCAGGGGACUCCUGAAAUGGAUAAAUCUCCUCCUCCUCGCACAAGCACGCUUGUUCUGUCCGAGUUCAUUGGUUGCUCUCCUUCUUUAAGUGGUGCCAUUAGGGUUAAUCCUUGGGACGUUGACGCGGUCGCUGACUCUAUUUACUCUGCUCUCACCAUGUCUGAAUCCGAGAAGCAGCUAAGGCAUAAGAAACACUAUCAGUACAUUAGCACACACGAUGUGGCGUACUGGUCGCGCAGCUUUACGCAGGAUCUGGAGAGGGCGUGUAAGGAUCAUUACGGUAAAAGGUGCUGGAGUGUGGGUUGGGGUUUAGGUUUUAAGCUCAUCGCGCUCUCUCCUAAUUUCAGAAGACUGUCCAUCGAGCAGACUGUCAGUGCUUAUAGAAGAUCGAGCAAGAGAGCGAUAUUUCUUGAUUAUGACGGUACUUUGGUCCCAGAGACCUCGAUUGUAAAGGAACCAAGUGCUGAUGUGAUCUCUGCGUUGAAGACGCUGUGCAGUGAUUCUGAUAACACUGUGUUUAUUGUUAGUGGGAGGGGGAAAGUUUCUUUAAGCGAGUGGCUUGCACCGUGUGAGAAUCUUGGAAUAGCAGCUGAACACGGUUACUUCACAAGGUGGAAUCAGACUUGUGAGUGGGAAACAAGCGGCUUUUCUAAUGACCUUGAAUGGAAGAGAAUCGUGGAACCAAUCAUGAGACUGUAUGCAGAAACUACGGAUGGAUCUACUAUAGAAGCAAAAGAAAGUGCUCUAGUGUGGCAUCACCAAGAUGCUGACCGGGACUUUGGUUCUUGUCAAGCCAAGGAACUUCUGAACCAUCUAGAAUCUGUUCUUGUAAAUGAGCCCGUUGUGGUUAACAGAGGUCACCAAAUCGUUGAAGUUAAGCCUCAGGGAGUAAGCAAAGGUCUUGUCACCGGGGAAGUUCUUAGCAAAAUGAUUGGAGAAGGGAAUGCACCGGAUUUUGUGGUAUGCAUUGGGGACGACAGAUCAGACGAAGAGAUGUUUGAGAGCAUAACAACAACACUCUCGGCUCAGCCAUCGUCAGAGAUAUUCGCGUGUACGGUGGGAAUAAAACCGAGCAAAGCCAAGUACUUUCUGGAUCAAGUAACCGACGUGGUGAAGCUUCUUCAGGGACUUGCCAACACUUGUUCUAGCCCAAAGCCUAGCUACCCUUCUCACCUUAGAGUCUCCUUCGAAAGCGUGGUAUGAGUAAGCUGUAAAUCAGAGGUCAACUCAGAGUUGUUUAGGAGACAACUGUGAAACCAUGAAAAGAAACAUGAUUUGUACAUAGAAAACAGAAAGAAAACAAAGACAAAACUCAUUGUCGUGGUUUGAUAAUUAUUUAAGAAUCAUGGGCAAGAGACGAGCUCUUUCGCUCUCUUGUGUGAUUUACUUUUUUUUUUCA
Raphanus sativus (radish) is the source of this 2924-nucleotide messenger RNA. Its product is annotated as probable alpha,alpha-trehalose-phosphate synthase [UDP-forming] 10. Gene Ontology annotation, cellular component: cytosol. Gene Ontology annotation, biological process: trehalose biosynthetic process. Lineage: Eukaryota; Viridiplantae; Streptophyta; Magnoliopsida; Brassicales; Brassicaceae. The coding region runs from base 182 to 2728 and encodes 848 amino acids. The transcript has 4 exons. Gene Ontology annotation, molecular function: catalytic activity. The record is from RefSeq and is a predicted model, not a curated record.